AUGAGCCACCAGCAGCUCUAUUGGAGCCACCCGAGGAAGUUCGGACAGGGAUCCCACUCCUGCCAAGUCUGCUCCAAGCGCCAUGGCCUGAUCCACAAGUACGGCCUCAACAUGUGCCGCCAGUGCUUCUGCUAG
Pogona vitticeps (central bearded dragon) is the source of this 135-nucleotide messenger RNA. The record is from RefSeq and is a predicted model, not a curated record. Lineage: Eukaryota; Metazoa; Chordata; Lepidosauria; Squamata; Agamidae.